AAUCCAAGCUCGCUGGGUCGAGGCCAUGAGAUCUGGAUUGGGCUCAAAUUCUGGUACAUGAGAUGUAACAACAUGGGCCAUUCUACUCAAUCUGCAAUGACUCGUGUAUGUCACGUGGACAAGUCUGCACUGCGACUUCUUUCCUAGAUUCCACCUCCUCGCACGCCCCCAACCACGCUGUUCCUUCUUCUAGUUUUGGCGCAUAAUUCAAUAUUUGCGGCGCCUGCGGGAACAGGGAGCUCUUGAUCCUACACCAAAAUAAGGAAUUGUUGGAAAAUGAGAUUAAGAAGAUGGGUUUCGGGUCUCCUUUCAUUCAUCAAUGACAGCGCUGUGCAGCAGUUAGUGUGUGUUGUGUGUUUUUUCUUGAGCAGGGAAGGAUGAAGGGCAGCCUUCUUUGCCUUUACUCGGCUUCUAGGCGUUAAGAAUUUUCUUCCACUUAAUCUCGUACAGAAAACAGAUGGAAGUAGUGAAAGUUGUAGCGGAGGGUUUUAACUUUAUUUGCAAUCUUCAAUUCUGGAGAAUGUCAGUGUUGUGGACUCUUUCUCUCGUAUUUUCCUAUUUAAAGUUGUUCUCCUAUGGCUUCCUCUCCCCAAAAUCCAAUAUUUACUCUCGUCGUUCACCGAAACACUCCACUUUUGCGAAUACGGCUGUGACCAGACCUGUCUGCAUAAUAACUGGGGCGACAUCUGGUUUGGGUGCUGCAGCUGCAUAUGCUCUUUUGGAGGAGGGUUUUUAUGUUGUUCUUGUUGGAAGAUCAUCUGAACGCUUGUCAAAGGUUAUAUCUGAUCUCAAGAGUCAAAACCAGGAUGCUUGUCUGAAAGGUUUUGAGGUCAAUUUAGCUUCAUUCGAGUCAAUCCUUGAGUUCAAACAGUCACUUCAGCAGUGGCUACAGGAUUCAAACUUACAUUCUUCAGUUCAACUCCUGAUAAAUAAUGCUGGGAUCUUGGCUACAUCACGUAGAUUGACUUCUGAAGGAUACGAUGAGAUGCUGGCUACUAAUUAUAUUGGUGCAUUUUGUGUGACCAAAGUUUUACUCCCCCUUUUGGAAAACAGCCCUGUUCCCUCUCGUGUGGUCAAUGUCACAUCAUUUACUCAUUGGAAUGUUUGUUGCAUGCAGGCUGGCAGAGAAACUGUCUCUGGGAAGAGUUUUAUGAAAUCAAAAUGCUACCCCUAUGCGCAUAUUUAUGAGUAUUCUAAAUUAUGCCUGCUACUCUUUUCAUAUGAGCUUCACCGAAAAAUUAACCUGACAACGAAAUCUCAUCAUCUCUCUGUUGUUGCCGCAGAUCCUGGAGCAGUGAAAACCAAUAUCAUGCGAGAAAUUCCAUCAUGUGUUUCGCAGAUGGCUUUCAUAGUGUUGAAAUUUUUGGGUCUUCUUCAGUCUUCUAAAACUGGUGUGUGCUCUAUUCUUGAUGCGGCACUUGCCCCUCCAGGAGUAUCAGGAGUAUACUUUUUUGGAGGAAAUGGUAGAAGUCUGAACUCUUCUCCGCUUUCUUAUGAUGCCGAUCUUGCUAAGGAACUUUGGGUUACUUCCUGCAAUUUGUUCCAAGAAUCGCAGCUGGCUUCCUGACUGGGCGAGUGUGUAUGAUUGAAUAGGCUAAAUCAUUAGUUAGUAUGAGAGUUUUCUCCUGUGCAGUGGCAACGACCAUUAAUCACUUUUUAUAGGAUGAAACUGUUUUCGCAGUCAGUCAAAGAAACCAAAUGAUAUAGCCAGAUUUUACUCCAAAGAUGUAGAGUUGGUAAUAAUAAAGCAUUAAUUGUAGCAUGUUGUCUAUGCAUUAUCUUGUAUACUUUGGCAGAUAAAGUAAGCAAGCUGAUUUUCUUGGUA
Molecule: messenger RNA, 1825 nt
Organism: Sesamum indicum (sesame)
Lineage: Eukaryota; Viridiplantae; Streptophyta; Magnoliopsida; Lamiales; Pedaliaceae
Source: RefSeq, a predicted model, not a curated record